UGCAGCAUGUGUGUGUGUGAGAGAGAGAGAGGGAGAGAGAGUAGUUUCUUCUACUACUCCUACUGAUUUCAUCAAUUUAACACUCGGGUCCCUAGGCUAGAGGCCGUACAAAGGGAGUGUGUGUGUGUGUGUGUGUGUGUGUGUCUGUGAGAUGUAGUGGUGAGCAGGAGGCAACAGAGGAGCAACCUGGGACACGAGAGAUACCAAGCGCCCAUCUCCAAGAGCGCAGCAGGAAAGGGGGAAAGUGCCCCCUGAGAAGAGACUAUAAGUGCAGAAUAAAACAAAAUAAAUAAAUAACUCAGUUGCUCUUUAUUUAGCCGCCCGCGCGAAAGUGUCCCACCAAGUUUCCGGCCAGGUGGACGCCAGCGCUCAAGAUACCAUCUUGACCUUCGCUGACCAGCGCCUGGACUGUGACCUAGCCAUUGAGCAUGAAGUGGAACUUGUUCAAGAAGAAGCCAGAGGCCAUGGUGGGGCCUGAGCCCACCGGUGCCACCACAAUGACGGCAGCCCCUGCUCCAGCAGUUUCCACUGCAGCUGACAAUUCCACUGAGUCUGGUGGGCCGGUCAACAAAAAUGAUUUCUUCGAGGAGAUCAAAAACAAGUUUGUCAAUGAGAUUGGCAAGAUCCCAAUGCCACCCUGGGCCAUCAUCGCCAUUGCCGUUGUGGCUGCCCUCCUCAUCCUUACCUGCUGCUUCUGCAUCAUCAAGAAGUGCUGCUGCAAGAAGAAGAACAAGAAGAAGGGAAAAAAGGGGAAAGGCGACAUGGGGUUAAAGAACAUGAAGGGAGGCGAGGAUGAUGAUGAUGAUGACGAUGCAGAGACAGGAAUGACCGGGGAUGAGAAGGAGGAAGAGCAGAAGGAGGAGGAGAAGCUGGGCAAGCUGCAGUACUCCCUGGACUAUGAUUUCCAGGAUAACAAGCUCACUGUGGGAAUUCUCCAAGCAGCUGACCUCAUCUCCAUGGAUACAGGCGGCACCUCAGACCCCUAUGUCAAAGUCUUCCUUCUGCCUGACAAGAAGAAAAAGUUUGACACCAAGGUGCACAAGAAGACGCUGAACCCUGUCUUCAAUGAGUCUUUCGUGUUCAAGGUUCCCUACCAAGAAUUGGGUGGGAAGACUUUGGUGAUGUCCGUUUAUGACUUUGACCGCUUCUCCAAGCAUGACAUCAUUGGAGAGGUGAAACUGCCAAUGAACACAGUAGACCUGGGCCAGCCCAUUGAAGAGUGGAGGGACCUGGAGAGUGCUGAGAAAGAGGAGCCAGAGAAGCUGGGUGACAUCUGUAUCUCACUCCGCUAUGUCCCAACAGCAGGCAAGCUCACCAUCUGCAUCCUGGAGGCCAAGAACCUCAAAAAGAUGGAUGUGGGAGGACUGUCAGACCCCUAUGUGAAGAUCCACCUAUUGCAGAAUGGCAAGAGAUUAAAGAAAAAGAAGACCACAGUAAAGAAGAACACGCUGAACCCCUACUACAAUGAGUCCUUCAGUUUUGAGGUCCCUCUGGAGCAGAUGCAGAAAAUCCAAGCCGUAAUAACAGUGCUGGACUACGAUAAGAUCGGCAAGAAUGAUGCCAUUGGCAAGAUCUUUGUGGGCAGCAAGGCAACGGGCACAGAGCUGAGGCACUGGUCUGACAUGUUGGCCAAUCCACGGCGCCCCAUUGCUCAGUGGCAUCCGCUCAAGCCUGAGGAGGAGGUUGACGCCAUCUUGGCAGCACUAGCCGGCAAAAAGUAACCCCAUUCCCAUCCCAACCCACCAACCCCACUCCCCAACUGUGUCUCCACCCCCCACCUCACUGCAUUGAUAUAUCUUGUCUCUUAACAAUCGACUCGGUAUCUCACACUGCAUGAGAUUUGCGGAUCACCACCCAUGGCAGCCGUAGUCAAACAAAUUGACUGCCGAGAACAGUACAUUUUGGUUUUUUUGGUUUACAUCGACUGUAAGGUCACUGAAAAUGAGCGCACGGCAAGUAGGGAGAAGCGGACGUAGGGA
Messenger RNA from Scleropages formosus (Asian bonytongue), 1979 nucleotides. Its product is annotated as synaptotagmin-2-like. Gene Ontology annotation, molecular function: SNARE binding; calcium-dependent phospholipid binding; clathrin binding. The coding region runs from base 429 to 1721 and encodes 430 amino acids. Gene Ontology annotation, cellular component: synaptic vesicle membrane; plasma membrane; exocytic vesicle. The record is from RefSeq and is a predicted model, not a curated record. The transcript has 10 exons. NCBI's taxonomy places the organism in Eukaryota, Metazoa, Chordata, Actinopteri, Osteoglossiformes, Osteoglossidae. Gene Ontology annotation, biological process: calcium ion-regulated exocytosis of neurotransmitter; synaptic vesicle endocytosis.